UACGCAAUCAGGUUCAAGACAAGGUACAGAGUACUAAAUCACCGUCGUUCAGACUGACUCCACGGUUGUGGGGUAAACCACAUGCGCCUCUGAUGCGCUCGAAUAGAAACAUCACUAACGGAAGCCAGGCACUUCAAGUUCUCGGCUCGGCAGUGAACUCUCGUUUCUUGGACCCUGCCAGCUCGAACCGAGCCAUCAGUAUCCUCUCAUUGUUUAUUACCAGCACCUAUUCGCCAGUAUGACCACCAAGGCCUUCCGACUCGCCAAAAGAUCCCAGAAUGCCUUCGGUUCUGAACAGCCCGACGCCCGAAGUUGACAUGUAGGAUGAAAACUGGAUCUAGCGUCAUCUAGGCAGAGAAAUAAGACCGAAUUACCAGGAUGAUUGCCGACUGCGGGGACCCUAGGGAGUCUGGGGUAUAUUUAAGCACCAGCCGCCCUCUUCACCGUAGACGCCUGUCCUCCGUACACCGUUCCAUCGCUUCCCGACAAGAUGCGCCUCCUCAAUUGCCUUGUCGGCACGGCCGUCCUUGCCUCUUCUGCCGUCGCCGCGCCCCCUGGCAAGGUCAAGACGCCCCAAUUCUUCAACGCGGCGCGUCACCCAGGCGCAGAUCCCCAUGUCAUCUGGGACGCCGCCAGCCACCAGUACUACGUCUACUCCACCGAGGGCGCCGAUCCAGGAUACAACUUUGCCAUCUACAGCUCCCCCGACCUGGCGACAUGGCACCGCCACGAGGGCGGCGUGCUGCGUGCCUGCUACGACGACGACAUGAACAGGCUGCCGGGUGGCCAGGCGUGCUGGGCGCGCGACUGGUACUGGGCGCCCGAGACGUACCACAACGAGGAGACGGGGUGGUAUUUCUUCUUCUUCGCCGGGCGGAUGACGGAGGACCUGACGGCGGACAACUUUCGCUACUCCGAGUUUGAGGAGCCCUCCAAGAUUGGCGUCGCCGUCUCCAAGUCGCCCACAGGUCCGUUCGAGGAGAUUGAGGACAAGCCCAUUGACUACUGGCCGUUUGAUCCCAAUUACCACGACGUCAACCUGAUCAUGGACAAGGACCAGAUGCUGCCGCCCCAGAGCCGGGAGGAGGGGCAGACGGCGCCCAUGGGCACCUUUAUCCCCACCAUUGACGUGAACAUCUUCUUUGACGAGGACGAGCGCGUGUACUUGUACGCGUCUCGCAACGCCUACCGCAACUGGAACUGGGACGACGAGCUGGGCAAAUACAUUGAGGAGUCCAAUAUCAUCGUCGUCGAAAUGGACCGCGCGUGGUGGGACGACCCGACGGCCUCGACCAUGCCCGAGAUCAUCGCGUCGCAAAAGGACAUCCACGCCCACGACGCACCCAGUCUUCCAUGCAACAUCACCUCGUACAACGGGACCGGCGAGCUCGGGGCCCCACCGCGCAAGGACGGCUGGCAGACGGUCAUCUCGUACGGCGCUGAUCCCCAGGCAUGGGAGAACUACCACGUCAACGACUACGAGGUCUUCAACGGCACCAAGAAGGACCGUCGUUGGUCCGAGGGCAGCACGCUCCUCAAGCGCCCGGGACAACACGGCCAGUCCACCUACAUCAUCCUGUACAGCGCCAACAACUACGAGGCAUCCAACUACAGCGUCGGCUACGCCACGGCCGAGUCACCCCUGGGCCCGUUCGUCAAGUCCACCAGCAACCCCAUACUGUCACAGGACCCGGACGCCGCGAUACCAAUCUACUCGACCGGACACGGGAGCGUCGUCGCCUCGCCGCCCAAGGGCAAGGGUGUGCACGUUGGUGCGCAGGACGUCACUCGUCAGACACCCAAGGGCGCAGAGCUCUUCUACGUGCACCACGGACGCAACGACACGACGGUCGCUCGGUCCCUCUACACGACGCGCAUGACGCUGGACGAGGAAAAUGUCCGCUUCGGGUCGAAUGAUCUCAUCACCACGCAUCUCACCUCGCAAGAUCAGGAUCUGCCCAAGGGGACGUACCCACUGCACAUGGAAGCGAGUUGCUCCCAGAAGGGGCAGGUAACUGUGCAGGUUGAGUCCAAGCCGGGCGCUGCCUUUGAUCUCACAGAGGGAUCCAAUAGAGUGGUCGGGUUGCCCGGCGAUGUCGAGGCCACGACGGUGACGGGUGAGAGUGGCAGCUUUGAGCUCGACUUUGGACAGGCUGGCGUGAAGGACGUUGCGUAUCAGCGACUGAGUGUCGACGGCAGCUGGAAUACGGUGAUCACGCGUAAGACUGGCUGUAAGAAGUAGACAAGCGUGCUUUGAUACAGGUCAUGCCAAUGAAUAGACAAGCUGAAACCAUGUUGUUGUGCGUCGCGUUGACACGCCCAAUGGUCAUCUCGGGUGAAAUCA
This is a messenger RNA of Emericellopsis atlantica, 2344 nucleotides long. Its product is annotated as glycosyl hydrolase. The record is from RefSeq and is a predicted model, not a curated record. Bases 491 to 2242 code for a protein of 583 amino acids. Gene Ontology annotation, molecular function: hydrolase activity, hydrolyzing O-glycosyl compounds. The transcript has a single exon. Gene Ontology annotation, biological process: carbohydrate metabolic process. Lineage: Eukaryota; Fungi; Ascomycota; Sordariomycetes; Hypocreales; Bionectriaceae.